Molecule: messenger RNA, 3152 nt
Organism: Synchiropus splendidus (mandarinfish)
Lineage: Eukaryota; Metazoa; Chordata; Actinopteri; Syngnathiformes; Callionymidae
Gene: ryk
Product: receptor like tyrosine kinase
Exons: 16
Coding region: 319-2238 (639 amino acids)
Biological process (GO): cell surface receptor protein tyrosine kinase signaling pathway; multicellular organism development; protein phosphorylation
Cellular component (GO): signaling receptor complex
Molecular function (GO): protein kinase activity; ATP binding
Source: RefSeq, a predicted model, not a curated record
CUAUGGAGGGAGAACUCUGGAUGGACCCGUUUGUUGCUCCAAAACACUCUUCACCGUCUUUCUAGUCGUCAAAGUCUGCUGCUAUUCCCGCGUGUGUUAACCCCGGGGGUUGUUUUGACUGUUGGCUAAACUUCGUGAGUCCCUUGAAGCCAGGGAAAAAGUUCUCCGCGGACAGUUGGCGACUAAAUUUAGCCUGCUAGUUUAGCUCGGCUGGUGAGAAAGGACAAAAAAACGGGCCGCUGGAAGACGGAAACUAGUUAUGUUGCCUCCAGGGAUUAACUUCAGGUACGGGUGAGAGAGCUGCGGACACUUGGGGAGAUGCCGAGGACAAAUGCGAGCCAAACGGCGGGGGUUAUGUCGGAGUGGAAUCACGGCUCCCGCAGCUCGGCGGAGUCCCGGGGUUGGCCACCGCACUCGGUGCCGUGGAGGAUCGGGGGCUUCUUCUUCCUGCUGCUGCUGGAGGGUGCCGUCUGCCUCGCCAGCCCAAGCAGCUUCUCAGGGUCCACCGCCGACAGCAGUGUCAACAUUUACAUGAGCGUGGAGGAAGUGAGGAAACUCUUAGGUCUAGAUGCAGAGCUUUACUAUGUGAGAGAUGGUGUGGUGAAUCAUUACGCUCUCUCCUUCAUUCUUCCUGUUCCCAGUGAGACCAACAGCCUUCACUUCUCAUGGAAUGCCAAGACCAAGGUCGAUUAUCGUCUGGGGUUCCAUAUGGAGAACCCUGUCGCCAUGAACCAACCACGUAGUAACAUCACGAGUCAGGGGGAGGUGCCACGCUUCCCAUCUGUCUUCAGAGUGGACCUGUUCUGUUCCGGGAAGGUCGAUGGGGAAGCUGUUGUGACUGUGCAGCUCAAUCUAACGAUCCAGACCAACAACUACACAGCACUCAACUUCAAGAGGAGGAAAAUGUGCUACAAGAGAGUUGAUUCUGACCCAAAGAUCCACACCCACCGUAACAACCAGACAUUUCAGCAGCCAGACUUUGGUGUGACAGCACCCACCACCUCCACCCAGGUGUUCUACAUUAGCGUGAGUGUCUGCUGCAUCGUCAUCUUCCUGGUGGCCAUUGUCCUGGCCAUCCUGCACCUGCACAGCAUGAAAAGAGUCGAGAUGGAGGACAGUGUGAGCGACAGUGGAAGCUCCCAGGGCCUGUCUCAGCCCUCCACCCAGACCACACAGUAUCUGAGGGCAGAUACUCCCAACAAUGUUGCGCCCGUCACAAACAAUCACCCUGGUUCUGCACCCAUCCUCCAGCUUGCUGGCUCCUCCUUCCAAAACCCUGGUGUCCCCCCUCAUGAACCUAAAACUUAUCCAUCUCUGCGCAUCGAGAAGAACGACCUUCGGAGUGUGACUCUAAUGGAGGCAAAAGCCAAAGUCAAAGACAUCGCGAUUUCACGGGAGAGAGUGACGUUACGAGAUGUUUUACAUGAAGGCACUUUUGGACGCAUCUUCCAUGGUGUGCUACUGGACGAGAAGGACCCUACCAAGGAAAAGGAGGUCUUCGUGAAGACUGUCAAAGAACACGCGUCAGAAGUGCAAGUAACUAUGAUGUUGACCGAAAGUUGCAAACUACGUGGACUUCAUCACAGAAAUCUGUUGCCAAUAAGUCAUGUGUGCACAGAGGAAGGUGAGAAGCCUAUGGUCCUGUUACCGUUCAUGGUUUGGGGCAAUUUGAAGCUGUUCUUGCGGCAGUGCAAGCUAGCUGAAGCCAAUAACCCACAGGCGGUCUCCCAACAAGACCUGGUGUACAUGGCCAUUCAGAUAUCAUGUGGAAUGAGCUACCUCGCUCGCCGGGAGGUGAUUCACAAGGAUUUGGCUGCAAGAAACUGUGUCAUCGACGACAACAUGCAGGUUAAGAUCACUGACAAUGCUCUCGCCCGAGAUCUCUUUCCAAUGGACUACCACUGUCUCGGGGAUAAUGAAAACCGUCCCGUGCGCUGGAUGGCCCUGGAAAGCUUGCUCAAUAACGACUUUUCUAGUGCCAGUGAUGUGUGGGCUUUUGGAGUGACGCUGUGGGAACUGAUGACUCUGGGCCAGACUCCGUAUGUCGACAUCGACCCCUUUGAAAUGUCAGCCUACCUGAAGGAUGGGUACAGAAUAGCCCAGCCGAUCAACUGUCCCGAUGAGCUGUUUGCUGUCAUGGCUUGCUGCUGGGCCCUGGACGCAGAAGAGAGACCCAAGUUUCAGCAGCUCGUUCAGUGUCUCACAGAGUUCCAUGCAGCUUUAGGGGCUUAUGUUUAAAAUCUCGCAUGAAAACGCGAGCAGUUUCACAGCUGAUGGACAGCAAUCGAGAAAAACCUGCACAUUGUUUUCAAUUGUAUAUUUUCUAUUAUGUUUUAUAUAUGAUGUCGAAUCACCUUUUUUACAUUGUAGUGAGGUGAAAAGUGUGUUGUCAAAGUUUUUAUGCAUCGAGAGGCAGUUCCAUCACUGCCUCUUUGACAACUCCUGAAUAUUUAUGGAACAAAUCCGACCAUCUGCCUGUUUAUGAAGAACUGUGUUUACUGCGGUUUGUUUCAUUGUCCAGCUGUAAAGGAGCUACUUCGUUGACCAUGACUCGGCUGGUGAUGAGGUACCAAAGUGGACUGAUCUUUUUACACCCUUGAACCUGCUACAGAGACUUAUUGGGUGAAGUUGGUACGAGAGCAGGUUUAACCAGCCAAGUGGUUUCCCUGAGGUUGAGCUCUUUCCUCGUGCUGCCUGUCGGUUAUCUCUGAAUUCAGCUCACCACCAGCGUUAUGGCGCCUCCGGCUCCUUUUGCAUUUUCAUUGCCAAGCGCUGAGUGAGAGGGGAUCAAGACUUUUGUAUUCUAUAAGCUUUUUUUGACUAGCUCUAAUAUUCACUGUGAACAUGUGUGUUUUCGUCCCCCUGUCCUCUUCGCCUGACAUUUCUGUGACGCGACACACGUCUGUGGUCACCGCAUGUUGAAUUACAGCUGUAAAAAUCCCAUGUUUUUUUUGUUCACAAUUAAAUUGAUUUCUUUUUGGAAUUUCAAACUGUUCAUUAUUUAUCCAUGCUGCUUUCUUUGGCUCUGUCUUUGCUUUCAGUGUUCCACCACGUAACGAUGGAGGCCGGGCCAAGUGCUGAUUAUAUCAGGUCACAAUUUUAUUACAGGUUGUCAGUCUCAAGGUUGUUUUCCCUCAUCAGUUUAGGUCCAA